AUGGCCGCUGGUAUUUCGUCGACGACCACUGAAGACGAGGAGGUGGACGAACAGUGGAAUGAGGACCCCGAGGGCGGCGAAGAGGUCGAUGCCUUCCCCGACGUGUUCCGCACGCAGCCCAGCCCCGAAACUAUCGAGCCCUUGCUGUUGGCCUUUGGUUCGGCUGUCAAGAACAUGGGCGCCCUCGAGGACGCCGAGCUCUUCGCAUACCUGGCGUGGUGUCCCUCUGACAGCAGGGCCGAAGAGUACGGAGAUGAGGCGCCGUACGAUUCUGAGAACGGCGUGCAUAGAUGGGGCGUGCGGCACCUCGCUGCGAAGGCUGGCGACGAGGACACUGUUGAAGGUGUCGUCCAGUGGCAGAUUGGUGACUGGAGACCAAGUCAGAGCGUGUUGGACCUGUUUGGAGGCCUUGGACGACAGGAGUGGCUAGACUUUGCGUUUGAGGAACAACGGAAAACCAAGCCUUACAGCGUUGCUUAG
This is a messenger RNA of Verticillium alfalfae VaMs.102, 480 nucleotides long. RefSeq lists its product as hypothetical. Bases 1 to 480 code for a protein of 159 amino acids. Lineage: Eukaryota; Fungi; Ascomycota; Sordariomycetes; Glomerellales; Plectosphaerellaceae. The transcript is spliced from 2 exons. The record is from RefSeq and is a predicted model, not a curated record.